Dendroctonus ponderosae (mountain pine beetle) is the source of this 2458-nucleotide messenger RNA. RefSeq names its product cap-specific mRNA (nucleoside-2'-O-)-methyltransferase 2 (gene aft). Gene Ontology annotation, cellular component: nucleus; cytoplasm. Gene Ontology annotation, biological process: 7-methylguanosine mRNA capping. The transcript has 3 exons. Bases 592 to 2451 code for a protein of 619 amino acids. Gene Ontology annotation, molecular function: methyltransferase cap1 activity. Lineage: Eukaryota; Metazoa; Arthropoda; Insecta; Coleoptera; Curculionidae. The record is from RefSeq and is a predicted model, not a curated record.
CGAAAUUUUUUAAAUCUGCUUUUGUGGAUUUCGAUAGAAAUUUGUCAACAGAAAAACUAACGCAAAAAAAUCCUGAGCGAUGACUCCUUGCUUAAAUGACAUGCGCAAGUCAGUUUGAGGUUACAUUAAUCAAAACAAACUUCUAUUUACCAAAACGGCAAGGAGUCAGUUACGAUAUAUGCGUUAGUGUCAGCUAGUGUGGUAAACAAGGUCAAAGAUUUACUCGUAUUUAUCUAUGUUCGUAUCAUCGUACAAAUGGAUGCUUGGGACGCAGGCUUUACGCCGGUUGAGUCAAAUUAGAGAAAUUUCUGUGUUCAAUUAGAGAAAAGUGUCAACCGGACCGUUUAAUCAAUGGGAGUCUUUUGCAGCAUGAAAUCCCAACUUGAAUGAUACACACGUAUGGAACACUCUCUACAGCUACAUAGAUGAAAGUCUUCCCUCUCGUGUGUACAAACUACAAAGUUUGAAAAACGGUGCACAGUUACAACAACCAACUGAAUGACAACCAUUGUUUUAACGUAACAGGCAGACUCUCAGUAGUGCGUGGUUGUAAAAGUGCUCAUAUGUGUGUUUUUGUGUUAACAACUCAACAUGUCGGGCUGUGGGCAAUUUAACAAACUGUUUGAAUUCGAAAAGAGCGCCGAUUGGAAGUUGCCCGAUAAUGCGUUCAGUGCGGCCCAUUUCGAAAUCCCAGAGCUACAAGGGAUGAAACGCGAGUUGAAUAGUGUAAAAGGGCAACUGAAUCAGUUUGAUUUACAUGAUUGGCAUUCGCAUACGAAAAACCGCUUUUUGGCCGGUUUUGUAUUGGGGCGAUUAAAGGCAAAAAUCAAAGCGGAACUACUCACUCAAGCUUGGUGUAAGUUCUACGAAAUACUCAGCAGAUUUCCGUCGUUGAUUGACAAUAGCGUUGAACGCUUUAAAAGUCUUCAUCUCUGUGAAGCACCGGGGGCCUUUAUCAGUGCUUUGAAUCAUCGUCUGGCUUCGCAUUAUCCUACGAUUGACUGGCAGUGGCAGGCUAGUACAUUAAAUCCGUAUUACGAAGAAAAUUCUUCGUCGGCAAUGAUUUCUGAUGACCAACUAAUCAAGCACACCCACUCCCAGUGGCUUUUUGGGGCUGACCAAACAGGCGAUCUGCUCCAGUAUUACAACCAUGUCGAUAUCGUUAACAAAUCCACUUCCAACGGCAAACUUAACUUGAUAACCGCCGAUGGCAGCAUAGAUUGCAUGAGCGACCCCGGCGAACAAGAGAGAUUAGUCGAAUUCCUUCAUUAUUGCGAAACAAUCACAGCUCUGGCCAGUUUAGCCCCUGGUGGUUCGUUCGUUUUAAAAAUUUUCACCAUGUUUGAAAAAUCCACCGUCUGCUUAUUGUAUUUGCUUUGUUGCGUUUUUAAGCAAACCUUCCUGUUUAAACCGGCCACCUCGAAAAGCGGCAACUCCGAACUUUACGUAGUUUGUCUUACGUAUACUGAACUUUUACCAUCCGCUCCCAUAUGGGAUCAGUUGGUAUUGCCUUACAAAAAGGGGGGGUUUAACAAGACCCAAGCGAUGUUUUCCUUAAGUGAUAUCCCAGAUAGUUUUCUCCUUCAAUUGACUGGCAGUUGUUCAGACUUUUUUCUGCAACUGCAAACUAACAUUAUCAAUGACAACAUCUACUAUUAUCAGAAUCCCCUUGAAUCGGAUCAGCGUAGCUUAAAGCUGGAAAAAAUCAACAUUGCUCAUUAUUACAUGAGAAGGUAUCAGGUGAAACCUAUUCCCAAAGGUCGCCGGCUUAUUCAUCAAUCGAAUAAGCGGGAUUUGGUUGAUUUGCAAAGGAUUGGCCAAGUUUCGACCAAAGAUUUUCCCGAUAUGUUUGACGCGAUCAACAUAUACAUUGGGAAGCGAAUCGAUGUUGUUCGCAAUUCAAAGUUCGCGUCUUUAGACCAAGUACAGAACUUGCGUUAUUCUUCAACUAGAAACCAAACCCAGUCCACUUUAUACAGUUUAGUGCUGAGUCGAGUGGAACAGACGACGGUGGUAAUUAACGCAAGUUCUUUUAACUUGGAGGUUUACUUUGAGUACCAAAGGAGCCUGUUUAACGCUCUUAAAGCGGCUGUAGGUACAGGAAAACAUGUUCUUUUAUUGAAUGUGCCGUUACAUACCCAUCUUUUGGCAGGUUUGUGGUGGCUUUUGGCCAGUGCGUUUGAAACAGUCUAUUUUAAGGGUGGCUGGUGUUUAUUUUACAAGAAUCUACCGGACAAAGCAAACUCUGUAAAGGACGCGUUUUCCAGAGUAGAAAAUAUUUACAACACUUUCAGCGCUGAUUCUAGUCAAGCAUUUACUCCUGAUAUAAUUGGCCUUUUUGAUACAAGCAUAUUUUCGAUCGGUUUAAGUUUCAUUCCCUCAAUAUUGAACGUUUAUAACACCUUUUCCAUCCCGAAGCCCAAGUCUGUUGCAAUAAACCAAAGUAUAUAAAUAGGAA